Cucurbitaria berberidis CBS 394.84 is the source of this 657-nucleotide messenger RNA. RefSeq lists its product as uncharacterized. The transcript has 2 exons. Bases 1 to 657 code for a protein of 218 amino acids. NCBI's taxonomy places the organism in Eukaryota, Fungi, Ascomycota, Dothideomycetes, Pleosporales, Cucurbitariaceae. The record is from RefSeq and is a predicted model, not a curated record.
AUGGUCUACAUCACCUCGGACCUCUUUGGCCCUACUAUACCACACGACCGGCAAGAACACAAUCUUGCCUCGACCUAUUGGCCGGCUACGGCCAAUGUGCAGCACACAGCAGCUUUGGGCAAGAGAAGGAGGCACGAUGGGGAUGACGGGCCAACCAACUAUCAGCAUCAGCAUCAACAUCAACAUCAACAUCGAUUACUUCCCAUGAACCGAGACGCUGGACGCUCGCAGUCCACCGACACCCCGCCCGUUGGACGUAACAACCACUCGUCCUACACGCUUUUUUCAGCUGCUUCCGAAAGACGGCCCGUCAAGCAACUUAAACGGCUCACCCCUAAAGCAAUGCUAGUCAAGUCGACCUCACACCUCAUGGACAUCGAGUCCGAGCUGCCCCCGACUGCCCAAGUUACCGACGCUGAAGCUCAUGCUGUUUCCGACCUACGACCGUGUCAUGCAUGCAGUCUAGCACCGAAGCGAAAGAAAGAUUUAGUCAACUAUCUGGACUGCAAACGCUGCAACGGCCGAACCUGUUAUGUCUGCGCACGAGAGUGCGUGGGCGGAUGCGGGAAAGCAGUUUGCAAAAAGUGCAUAGUAGAAGUAGGGCAGGAAGGGGAUUCAUGGUGCCUAGACUGCUACUCAAGACACAUAAACUCGUGA